AGGAGCCGUCGCCGCCAUUUCAAGACCGUGAGAGGUAGCUGGCCAACCAGAGCUCUUAAGGUUCGAAGCCUGUACCCGCUGCCGCCACUCGAGCCUGCCAAAGCGCUUGGUACAGCUGCUGCCCUCUCACUACUACCUCUAGAAACAGUCUUGCCAGUAGUGGCGGCAGCGAGACCCAAUCACCCCCUUCUCGCCCAUCCUCAAGAAGCUCCAGAUGGCGUCUUCCGUGGGCAACGUGGCCGAUAGCACAGAACCAACGAAACGUAUGCUUUCCUUCCAAGGGUUAGCUGAGUUGGCACAUCGGGAAUAUCAGGCAGGAGAUUUUGAGGCAGCUGAGAGACACUGCAUGCAGCUGUGGAGACAAGAGCCAGACAAUACUGGUGUGCUUUUAUUACUUUCAUCUAUCCACUUCCAGUGUCGAAGGCUGGACAGAUCUGCUCACUUUAGCACUCUGGCAAUUAAACAGAACCCUCUUCUGGCAGAAGCCUAUUCGAAUUUGGGGAAUGUGUACAAGGAAAGAGGACAGUUGCAGGAAGCAAUUGAGCAUUACCGGCAUGCAUUGCGUCUCAAACCUGAUUUCAUCGAUGGUUAUAUUAACCUGGCAGCCGCAUUGGUAGCAGCAGGUGACAUGGAAGGAGCAGUACAAGCUUACGUCUCUGCUCUUCAGUACAAUCCUGAUUUGUACUGUGUUCGCAGUGACCUGGGGAACCUGCUCAAAGCCCUGGGUCGCUUGGAAGAAGCCAAGGCGUGUUAUUUGAAAGCAAUUGAGACGCAACCGAACUUUGCAGUAGCUUGGAGUAAUCUUGGCUGUGUUUUCAAUGCACAAGGGGAAAUUUGGCUUGCAAUUCAUCACUUUGAAAAGGCUGUCACACUUGAUCCCAAUUUCCUGGAUGCUUAUAUUAAUUUAGGAAAUGUCUUGAAAGAAGCACGGAUUUUUGACAGAGCUGUGGCAGCUUACCUUCGUGCCCUGAGCCUGAGCCCCAAUCACGCGGUGGUGCAUGGCAACCUGGCUUGUGUAUACUACGAGCAGGGCCUGAUCGAUCUGGCGAUCGACACCUACAGGCGAGCUAUUGAACUGCAGCCACAUUUCCCCGAUGCUUACUGCAACCUCGCCAACGCGCUCAAAGAGAAGGGCAGUGUUGCCGAAGCGGAAGACUGUUACAAUACAGCUCUCCGACUAUGUCCCACCCAUGCAGACUCGCUGAAUAACCUCGCCAAUAUCAAACGAGAACAGGGGAACAUUGAGGAGGCAGUCCGCUUGUAUCGCAAAGCAUUAGAAGUCUUCCCAGAAUUUGCUGCUGCCCAUUCAAAUCUAGCAAGUGUACUGCAACAGCAGGGGAAACUGCAGGAAGCCCUGAUGCAUUAUAAGGAGGCUAUUCGAAUCAGCCCCACCUUUGCUGACGCCUACUCUAACAUGGGGAACACGCUAAAGGAGAUGCAGGAUGUCCAGGGGGCCUUGCAGUGCUACACUCGUGCCAUUCAGAUUAACCCUGCGUUUGCAGAUGCCCACAGCAAUCUGGCUUCCAUUCACAAGGAUUCAGGGAAUAUUCCAGAAGCAAUAGCUUCUUACCGCACUGCUCUGAAACUUAAACCUGAUUUUCCUGAUGCUUAUUGUAACUUGGCUCAUUGCCUGCAGAUUGUCUGUGAUUGGACAGACUAUGAUGAGCGAAUGAAGAAGUUGGUCAGUAUCGUGGCUGACCAGUUAGAGAAGAAUAGGUUGCCCUCUGUGCAUCCUCACCAUAGCAUGCUGUAUCCUCUUUCUCAUGGCUUCAGGAAGGCUAUUGCUGAGAGGCAUGGGAACCUCUGCUUAGAUAAGAUUAAUGUCCUUCAUAAGCCACCAUAUGAACAUCCAAAAGACUUGAAGCUCAGUGAUGGUCGACUGCGGGUAGGAUAUGUGAGUUCUGACUUUGGGAAUCAUCCUACUUCUCACCUUAUGCAGUCUAUCCCUGGCAUGCACAAUCCUGAUAAAUUUGAGGUAUUCUGUUAUGCCCUGAGCCCAGAUGAUGGCACAAACUUCCGAGUGAAGGUGAUGGCAGAAGCCAAUCAUUUCAUUGAUCUUUCUCAGAUUCCAUGCAAUGGAAAAGCAGCCGAUCGCAUCCAUCAGGAUGGCAUACACAUCCUUGUAAAUAUGAAUGGUUAUACCAAGGGUGCUCGAAAUGAACUCUUUGCUCUCAGGCCAGCUCCUAUUCAGGCAAUGUGGCUGGGAUACCCUGGGACUAGUGGUGCACUUUUCAUGGAUUAUAUCAUCACUGAUCAGGAAACUUCACCGGCUGAAGUUGCUGAGCAAUAUUCUGAGAAACUGGCUUAUAUGCCCCACACUUUCUUUAUCGGUGAUCAUGCCAAUAUGUUCCCUCAUCUGAAGAAAAAGGCAGUCAUCGAUUUUAAGUCCAAUGGACACAUUUAUGACAAUCGGAUUGUUCUGAAUGGCAUCGACCUCAAAGCAUUUCUUGAUAGUCUCCCAGAUGUGAAAAUUGUUAAGAUGAAAUGUCCUGAUGGAGGAGACAAUGCAGACAGCAGUAGUACAGCUCUUAAUAUGCCAGUUAUUCCUAUGAAUACUAUUGCAGAAGCAGUUAUUGAAAUGAUUAACAGAGGACAAAUUCAGAUAACAAUUAAUGGAUUCAGUAUUAGCAAUGGACUGGCAACUACCCAGAUCAACAAUAAGGCUGCCACUGGAGAGGAGGUUCCCCGUACCAUUAUUGUGACCACGCGUUCUCAGUACGGGUUACCCGAAGAUGCUAUUGUGUACUGUAACUUCAAUCAGUUAUAUAAAAUUGACCCUUCUACUUUGCAGAUGUGGGCAAAUAUUCUGAAGCGAGUCCCUAAUAGUGUGCUGUGGCUGUUGCGUUUCCCAGCCGUAGGAGAACCCAAUAUUCAACAGUAUGCACAAAACAUGGGCCUUCCCCAGAACCGGAUCAUUUUUUCACCUGUUGCUCCUAAAGAGGAACAUGUCAGGAGGGGCCAGCUGGCUGAUGUCUGCCUGGACACCCCACUCUGUAAUGGGCACACCACAGGGAUGGAUGUCCUCUGGGCGGGGACACCCAUGGUGACUAUGCCAGGAGAGACUCUUGCUUCUCGAGUUGCGGCUUCCCAGCUCACUUGUUUAGGUUGUCUUGAGCUUAUUGCUAAAAACAGACAAGAAUAUGAAGACAUAGCUGUGAAACUGGGAACUGAUCUAGAAUACCUGAAGAAGAUUCGUGGCAAAGUCUGGAAGCAGAGAAUAUCUAGCCCUCUGUUCAACACCAAACAGUACACAAUGGAACUGGAGCGGCUGUACCUACAGAUGUGGGAGCACUAUGCUGCUGGCAACAAACCUGACCAUAUGAUUAAGCCCGUUGAAGUCACUGAGUCCGCCUAAAGAAAAGCUAUGCACGGGAGAAGUACCCCUGUACCUGAGCCUCAGGCUUCUGGGGAAAGGGAACUGAUGAUGUACUUUUUACUUGUCUGGACAGUACCGUGUUGCAGAUGGGUGACAGAAUGAAAAUAGAAUAGCACAGCCAGACUUGCUUCCUGCAUGAUAGGGAAAGAUGCAAGAGAUGGGAAACUGCUGUUGCACAAGAAUCGCCAUAGAAUUCAUUGUCAGCAGCCAGGCGAUGCAGAGGUCUGGAAGGUCUGCUCUCUCUACUCUUCCAUGGGAUGGUCAAUACGGAGGGAGACUGAGAUUGUCCAGCCAUUGUAUGAUUCCAAUGGAUUGAUUGAAUCUUCUGAAUUAAUUCUUUUCUUUAUAUUUGGGGUAUUGGAACUUUUAAAAAUGUUUGGUUUCAGGUGUUUUUAUUCAUGUGGAGUGUAUAUGAUUCUCUUCAGAUAAGGUUUUAACCUAAAGUGUCGCUCCUUUAGUUUCUGAACUCGACCGAUUAAUGGGGACUUUGCUGGUGUAGUCUUUUUAUAGGUUUUAUAAACCACUUGAGCCUAUAUCAGUUGUUUUAGUGUCUGACCUAAUGUUUGGAGCUAUCAGUGCUUUGUUGGUGAUGAUUCAGAAUUGUUUCCUGGUCCAUUUCCUUCUCUUCCCCUCCCCCGACUUUAAAAAUUCUCCUGGAACUCAGCUAACAAAACCCAGUCGGAUACAGAACAUCCCAGAGUGUUUCUCUAAAACACAUCAUCUGGUGCCAAAUGAAAAUUCUUAGGAAUGAUUAUUAAUUAUGAAGGGCACAGUUGUGGUACUGUCAUUGAUGAUAAUAGAGAUUUUUUUGGCCUAGUUUUGACCUAUUUCACCAGUGUUUGACCUUCAACUGCCCAUCUAUGCUGCUUCCAGAAGAGAUAGUAUGUGAUAAGAUUUUUACCUUCCUUUCUAAGGUUUGUUUUUUAAAGUGAGUCCUGUUCUUCCUAUUUCUGUCAGCAGAAAUGAAAUCCCAGGUAAGUAUUCAAAUAUUUGAUCAUAAGUCACAAUUAGUGUGAAUACAUUAAGUAACUUUCAUCAAAAAGCAUGUUCUAGGUAAAAAGCUCUGAAGGACCAGCUAUGUAUAUGAGUAAUUUUUUCAGACCUUAUAGGGUAUUUUAUAAUAACUGUCUUCUGGACGUGGUCUUGAAGUCUAUGGACUCGGCCGCAGUAGUAGCACCCUGUACUGCUGCUAGGUUUGGAGUACAAAUUAGACUUGAGCCCUCCUGGAGCUUGAGUUCUUGGUAUUAAAAACCAUAGGAAUAAAAUUACUGAAUUUCAGCAAAGGAUUGAGGGCUUGAGGCUUAAACAGGCCAACAUAUGACUGUGUGUUUGUCUUGCUGUACUGCACUUAUGCUAUCCAGUAACAGGUCAUUUUUUGUCUGCUAGUAGUGUUCUAGAUUAUACCGUCUUUCCAAAGCACUGAGGCACUGCACCUAUUCUGUAGUUGCGGCUGAUGCCUGAAUGUACCCUAGCUGACAAAUUAUUGAUUAAUAAGAACUUGAAUUUCUGAGAGGUUCUUAUUACUGUUAACCAAAACUUGAGCAAGGAGGCUCAAAUGUAAUUCUUAGCCAGAAUUACAUGGUAAUGAACUGUGUACUUUUUAAUGAUGUAAAUCAUGGAACAUCAGUUUAAGGAUUUCUUAAUUUAUUUUUACCUGAUUAAAAUAUCAAUUAAAGGUUGUCAGCAUGGUUGCAGGUAAACUGAUGUUUGAAAUUCACCAAACGACUUAAUGUGGAAUAGGAUAAUAUACUUCUAGUGCCCUCAAGGCUGUGACCUUACAGCCAUUUUACAUAGCACAUCAUUCCUCCUAUAGGGAUGAACUUUUCCUGGCACGAGAAGUAGCCGCUCUGGAUAAAGCUUUGCUUAUUGUAACAGGCUUUUGUUUCCAGGUAACAUGUCUGUGGAAGACUUAAUUCUGAAUAGAGAUAUAGCUAUUACUGGAGACUAAUUGUUUAUUAUACGCUGCUUUAUCAAAAAAGUAAAACAUUUAAAUUGUGCUACAGAAAUCCAGAUGUUGUCUUGCGAUCUUUAAACAAUAAAUGAAUGAUUUGCCCUUAA
Rhinolophus ferrumequinum (greater horseshoe bat) is the source of this 5434-nucleotide messenger RNA. RefSeq names its product O-linked N-acetylglucosamine (GlcNAc) transferase (gene OGT). Gene Ontology annotation, molecular function: protein N-acetylglucosaminyltransferase activity; protein binding. The transcript has 22 exons. Bases 215 to 3355 code for a protein of 1046 amino acids. Gene Ontology annotation, biological process: protein O-linked glycosylation. Lineage: Eukaryota; Metazoa; Chordata; Mammalia; Chiroptera; Rhinolophidae. The record is from RefSeq and is a predicted model, not a curated record.